Messenger RNA from Chrysemys picta bellii (western painted turtle), 5746 nucleotides. It is a transcript of the gene AKNAD1, whose product is annotated as AKNA domain containing 1. NCBI's taxonomy places the organism in Eukaryota, Metazoa, Chordata, Testudines, Emydidae. The record is from RefSeq and is a predicted model, not a curated record.
CUGGAUUUCGGAGGAAUGAUCCCGCUCCACGCUCUAGCCGUGGGUGGGGUUAGGAGCUUGCCGGGGGGAGGGCGUCAUUUAGGCCCCAUGUCUCUCCCUCUGGGGAGGGAGAUAUGCUGCACUGCUGUAGCCUUCAGUGUAGCAGCUACCUAUGCCAAUAGGAGGUGUUCUGUUGGUGCAGUUAAUUAGGGUGACCAGAUGAGAGGAAGAAAACAUUGGGACAUAUGGGGGGGGGCUACCGGCAAAGCAAAAAAAAAAAAAACCAACCAGAGUGUGAAAUAUCGGGACAAAUUGCGUCCUGACCAAACAUCGGUCGGGACACAGGACAAACACCUAAAUAUUGGGAUAGUCCCGAUUUUAUCGGGACAUCUGGUCACCUAAAUUAAUCCACCUCUCUGAGGAGUUGUCUACUGCAGGGACAAAGCUGCAUCAUUGAAGAUGCUUAUACUACCUAUGCAGAUGGGGAGAGCUUCUCCUGUUGGCAAAGGUACUCCACCACCCUGAGACACGAUAGCUAUAUCAAGGAGAGAAGCCCUCCUGUUGACAUAGCACUGUCUACACCGGGAGUUAGGUUGGUAUAAUUGUGUCGCUCAUGGGUGUGGAUUUUCCACACCGCUGAGCGACAUAGUUAUACCGACAUAAAUUUGUAAUAUAGACCAGGGCUGAGAGCAGAUAGCUAGGUCGAAGGAAGAAUUUGUCUAUUAACCUAGGGCUUUCUACACCAGGCGUUAGAUUGGCAUAGCUACAUCUCAUAGGUGUAGAUUUUUCACCCCACUGAGAGACUGGCUAUGCUGAUGUUAAUUCCCAGUGUAGACUAGCCCUAUGACAUUCAUCAUCUUUCCUCCUGCUGCUGACUCCAAACCUCCAUAGUCUGCCUGGGUUAGAGUUUUUGGUCCUGCUGUUACCCAAAUUAGUUUUUUUGUCUCCUAAUUAAAAUUAUUAUAAAUGCUAAUCUAGGCACCCCCACAAACAUUUGUUCCUGGUCUUGGGUCACUGUAGGCUGGGGCCUAAGAAUGAGAUGAUAUAAAUUAAAAACACUUUAUAUAUUUUAAUAUAUAUUUUAAUAUAUAAAGUACAUGAAAUCUACAAAACAAAAAUAAAUAAUGUAGUUAUGGCAUUGAAUAACCAAUAUAUCUAAUUGAUGUCCCCACCAAGAACUAGAAAAUGUUUGUUUGCUGUGUUGUGGGGCCUUUUUGAAACCAUUGAACCAUAACUGACUGGAACAUUAUAUUAGUAAUAUUAAAUAGCAAGGUAUAUGGUUACACUUAUUGAGAAACUGCGCUUGUACUCACCUGGCUGUGUUAGAGAUAAGGUUACAACAAUGUAACCAAAUGCAUCCACUAUGAAACAGAGUACCUGUAUCACAUGUAGACUAAAGCAUUUAGAACUGUAAAAUUUAAUACCUACCUAGGUAUAAAUUUCCAGAGCAUCUACUAUAACUCUAGCAGUGGUCUAGGAAAUGUAACCAUUCACCUACAAUUGGUAUUAGGGAGUAUUUAUUCUGUAGCUUUUUCAGAUUUUGUCCACUUAUUGCAGCAAUUCAUUUCAAGUCAACAUUUUUAAUGACUGAAGUAAGUUUCCUUCUAUUUCUGCUGAAGUUUAUGUUGCUUUCAUAUAUGGUGUGAGAAUUAGCUAUACAAUAUCAUUCCUCACUUUGUGAGGCUAAGAAGAUUGCUGAGUAGUGUACUGAAAGAAUCUACAGUACUUUAUGUGACAAAGUACAAGAGAACAGGAAUGGAUUCAAAGAAAGAGACUUUGUUGGGAUCAUCCAACUUGAUACAUACAAUAGUAAAAGCUCUACAUGAAAGCUGAGGACCAAUGAAAUGUAAAUGGAAUAUAAUCAAGACAUACAGAUUAGGACAAGUAAAAACAGACAACAUCACCAUCUGAAAAAACAAGUGAAUAACAUAUUAUUAGAUAACUUUGACUAUCCUGAGGAUGCAACUGAUGAGGAGCAAGAAGACUUACCUUAUGAUGGAGACCUAGAAAGAACUUAUCAUCACAAUAAUGAAUCAAAUAAUUUGAAAGCCUGUGUUUCUGUAGAAAACAUUUCUGAUAAUUUCUUAAAUUUGACCUGUUCUGAAAUUAACAGAAGUUUAAAAGAAGAAAUAAAUUAUGAAACACAACAGCUAUCUCAAGAAAAGGUCUUCAGCCACCGUACACCCGCCACAAGAACAAAUGGAAUAAUGAUUGAAAUGGCAAUAGAAGCUCCUCUGAGUGGCAUGCCUUUGGAGACAGAAUUAUCAGUUGGAGCUUUUAGCAGCCUAGAUAGGAAGGAACAUUUCACCAACUCAAAAAUUUCUGAUGUUCUUUUGCGUCAUUUUUCCAAAGAAGAGUUAUCAAACACAAGCCAAUUAAUUGAUUGUGAAACUAUCCCAGAAACAUCCUUUACUGAAAGUGUUGAUGAAACCGUCCUCACUAAAACUAGGAUUUCAGAAUGCACCAAGCGCACUUUACUAACAGAACAAUGGACAGAGCAUUUUGAAGACUAUAAUUUAAACAGACAAGAAGAAAUAUCUGAAGAUGAUUACAAAGAUAAAAAUUUGCUAGAUGAAAAUAAAUUUGUUAUAGAUAACAGUGCUACUUCUUAUGGUGAUGAGAAAGACUGCAUACAAGAAAAUUCACAGUUGAUAGCUGAAAAUGAAGAUACAAAUAAUUUCCAAAACAUAAGAAAAAAUCACAGUCACCAAAAAGGUUUGUUUGAAAGAACAGGUUCAUCUCAUGAACUCAAAUAUGGUCAAGGCCAAGUUAAUUAUUGUCUUCCUGACUUCUCUAAAGUUGCUCCAAAAGUCAAAAUACCAAAAAGAAAUAACAGUGAUAAAUCAGCUCCCAUAAUUAAAAGAACCAAAUUCUCGCCUAAUUUGGUUGGUAAAUCAGCAAUUGUGAACAAUGUUUUAGAAACUAUGAAUUAUUUUGAUUCUGUUGAAGUAAAGAAUCAAGAAGAAGAAAUGAGAAUUCCUGAACUUUUACAACAGCUAGAGUUGCUGACAAAACAUGCUGAGGCUCAGAAUCGUAUUGAUCAUUUGAGGUUUGAUCCUAAGAUAUAUACUCAUUCAGCUUCUCCUAAUCCAAACCUUUCCAUUCACUCAAGAUGUAUGGGUGCAGCUUCUGAAGAGUCUAUAUUUCAUCCCCUUACUCUUCCUAUCCAGCCUCUGCUUGGUUUGUCCCAAGCAUCUUUUUCAGGAUUACAAUCUGGGAGAAUGAUUUCAUCAUUACCGUCAGCAAAUUCAGCAGGAAAAGUACACUGUUUAAAUCCUAACUUGAUGCAAAAUACAACAAAAGGAGAAAAGAUGUCUCAAAUGCUAAAGGAGCAGGCAGAGCAACUGAAAGCUAAAGUGGAAGAAUUUUCUAAAUGUAUAAUGCAGGAGGCCUUCCCUUUGCAAGAUCGCUGUCUGGUAUUAAAGGAACUAAAAGGAUACCUUGACACAUUGGAACGGAAAUAUUUAGCCACUAAGGAGGAGCAUCGUGGUUUACAGCUACAGCACUACAAUCACAAAUCCAUAAGUGUUGGCGAGUUUGAUCCCGACAGAAAGGUGGAGGGGGAAAUAUUUAGGCUUGGUAUGCUGCUUGAAGAUGUCAAAGAGAAAAUUGAUGACAAUAUAUGUAGUCCAUGUCCAUCUUCAUUCACAUCUCCUACAUCUCCUUCGCUCACGCCAUGUGAAUCUGUGUGUUCAUCCUGUUCUCAUCUUCGUGAGAGCCCUGUGGUUUCAAGCAUUAGUGAUCCUCCAGAAAGGUCUGCUACUGAAGUGAAUUUUCAUAAUAAUGAAAGGAACGAGGGAGAGAAUAGAAGUCAUGCAAUCGAUGUGAUCCCAAAGAAAACCAGUCAGCUUUCUUUACAAGAUGACAAUUGUGAUCUUUUUCCUAAACUCCAAUUGGGAUUACAAAAAAGAGAUGCAUCUGCCUAUGUAAAAGGAAUGGAGCCCCUGGAAAAAGCAGAACUGCUAGCAAAUAAACACUCUUCAGAUGUAAUGCAGUGCUUCCUUGCACCUGUGGCAGACAAUGGGCCUGGAGGCCUGGAAUCCCAAAGGCAGCUUAUAUUAAGUCAAAAACGUAACACUAAUCAAGAAAACCCAAAAGGGAGUUUAAACUUUUGGCAAAUGAAAUCUCCACCCAAAACCAAGUCUUACAAUAUGUGCAAUUUGGAACACAAAAUUAUUAAUCUAAAUGUGCAGCAAGAGCAAGGCAAUUUAGCACAUCCCUCAGAUCAUUGUUUUUGUGAAAGGGUAGAAAACUGUUCAAAUGCACAUGAAGCUGCUCUAUAUCCCAAAUGGAAAAUACACUGGUCAAAAAAUGCAAACAAAGAACUUUGUUCCUGUUCUGUCAAUAGAAAUAAAAAGACAGAGGACAGAAAAACUGAUAGUGAAAAGUCAAAAUGUGGAAGGUAUUCAGUCUUCAUUCAGGAAAAAGCAGUGGAGCUAGAUUUGUCAGGUACUAACCUAUGCAGUGAUUCAGAAGACAUCUCAUUCUGUGAUUCCUUUCAUGAGUCACACAGUGAUGAAUUUCUGGAACACAAGACUAAAAAUUAUAAAUCACGUAGAGCAGGAUUAAAAGAACAAAGCAAAGCCUUACAAUACAGGGAUUGGAAUAUAAAUUUCUGCACUAGUUGUCAAAGAAACAAAUGCAGCAGGGAAUCUGACAAGAAUAAUAUUGCUUCUUCACAGAAGAAAAGAAUUGCCGCCAAUAGUGUUUGUACAAGUAAGCAACCAGAUCAAUUUGUAUACAGACUUUCUGACAAAGACAACUUAGAGACUCCCAAAACCUGCUACUCAAGGAUGUAUGAUACAAUUAUUCUUUCACCUCAAUACCUAGCCAGCAGGAAGGUUUAUGGAAGUAAAUCAAUGGUCAAUAUUAGAAACAGACACACCAGUUAUACUGACACAAAGAUUUUAAACUCUACUUUGGAUCAUGCAAUACAGACUGCAACCACUUUGAAGGAAACUACAGAACGAAUGGUACAAGUAGUUGCAGAAGAUCUAGCUAAAGUUAAAACUCAUCGAAAUAAGCAGUUUUUUAGCUGAUCUGUUUCAAACAUUUGAAUUUGUCAGCUGAAAUGUAGACAGAACUCUGAGUUGUGAAAAAUGUGCAUUAACAAGUUGUGCAAAAGUUAGGAGAGCAGCUGCCCUUAGGUGUGAUAUUAGCAACAGUUUAAGAGCAGAAAAACAAAUCAGAGUGCCAAGUUUAUAAACCAAGAGCCCUUGAAAGUUGUCACAUCUAUUAGUGAAGAAUGGCCAUAUAGCUGACUUCCUUCAGCCUUCAAUAAUGGUAGUUCUUUAUAGAAUUGCUCUAGGUAACCAAGCUUAGCUGUAGUUUCUAAAAUGUGUAAUUUGGGGCCAAGAAGAUAACAUCUCAUCCGUCAGUGUGUUCUCAGCAAUAUCACAACCCACCUCUGUAUCCUGCUUGGUAUUGGACAUCACAGAGGGAAACAACUGAAACCCUUUGUUCCUGGAUAAUCUUUUUAUAAUGAGUUUUAGCUGUAACAUUGUCAAUUUUUGAAGGACAUAUUCAAAGAAUAGUUUGUAUUGUUAAGCAUAUGCUUUUGUGCAUCUCAGUAAAUGAUCUCUCAUCACUCCUGUUUAUAUUCUAAAAUGUCAGUAUCUGUACUGUGGCAUUCUUAGUAUCUGUUAGAUUUGGCUUUCAUAAUACAAAUCUUCAGCUAUUUCAGCAUUAUGAAUACAAAAAUUGCAAAUGGGCUAAACUCCUCCUAUGCCUGUAAGGAAAUUUGGCACUAAUAAACUGAUUGUAUAUG